CUUCUCUUCUUCCCUACGAAAACAAAAAAGGGGAGCAGUUGAGAAUAUCACUAUAUUUCUCUGGAAAGAGUUUGCACACCUCUCUUGUUGCCGGUCUUUCAUCUUUCCCUGAUAUAUACUUCCAUUAAUUCGCGAAUUCAAUCCCAAAAGGGGAAAAAGCUGCAGUAACAAAGAUGGCGAGCGCAAUGGUAGAAGACACGAGCUUCGAAGAUGACCAGCUGGCGAACAUGACCACCGAGGACAUCGUCAGAGCCUCUCGCUUACUCGACAACGAGAUUCGCAUCCUCAAGGAAGAGUUGCAGAGAACGAAUUUGGAGUUGGAAUCGUACAAGGAGAAGAUAAAGGAGAAUCAGGAGAAGAUUAAGCUCAAUAAGCAGUUGCCCUACCUUGUUGGAAACAUUGUUGAGAUAUUGGAAAUGAACCCAGAAGAUGAAGCUGAGGAAGAUGGUGCCAAUAUUGAUCUCGACUCGCAAAGGAAGGGGAAAUGUGUUGUGCUAAAGACAUCCACGCGACAGACCAUCUUUCUUCCUGUUGUUGGGCUCGUUGACCCUGACAAGUUGAAACCGGGUGAUCUGGUUGGUGUUAACAAGGAUAGUUACUUGAUCUUGGAUACCCUACCCUCUGAGUAUGAUUCUCGAGUUAAAGCCAUGGAAGUUGACGAAAAACCAACAGAGGAUUAUAAUGACAUUGGUGGGCUAGAGAAGCAGAUCCAAGAAUUAGUAGAAGCCAUUGUUUUACCAAUGACACACAAGGAGCGGUUCCAGAAGUUAGGUGUUCGUCCACCAAAGGGAGUGCUCUUAUACGGACCUCCAGGGACUGGGAAAACAUUAAUGGCACGUGCUUGCGCAGCACAGACAAAUGCUACUUUUCUGAAGUUAGCAGGCCCACAGUUGGUUCAGAUGUUUAUUGGAGAUGGAGCCAAACUCGUCCGUGAUGCUUUUCAACUAGCAAAAGAGAAGUCCCCAUGCAUUAUAUUUAUAGAUGAAAUUGAUGCAAUUGGUACAAAGCGGUUUGAUAGUGAAGUAAGUGGAGACAGGGAGGUACAAAGAACAAUGUUAGAAUUGCUCAACCAGCUUGAUGGUUUUAGCAGUGACGAUCGCAUUAAGGUGAUAGCAGCCACAAAUCGGGCAGAUAUUCUUGACCCAGCUCUUAUGCGUUCUGGUCGUCUAGAUCGUAAAAUUGAAUUUCCACACCCAACUGAAGAAGCAAGAGCUAGAAUUCUGCAGAUCCAUUCGAGGAAGAUGAAUGUUCAUCCGGAUGUAAACUUUGAGGAACUUGCUCGGUCCACAGAUGAUUUCAAUGGAGCACAACUUAAGGCUGUCUGUGUUGAGGCUGGAAUGUUAGCCCUAAGGCGUGAUGCUACUGAGGUGAACCACGAGGACUUUAAUGAAGGUAUCAUCCAAGUCCAAGCAAAGAAAAAGGCAAGCUUGAAUUAUUAUGCAUAAGCUUGAUUUUGGAUCAAGCUAGUUCAGCAAAUUUGAUGUUUGACAUUUGUUUGCUGUUUUCAAUUUAUUGCAAAUUUUACUCUUAAAUUAUAUUUAACCAAAUAGCAUACGAAUAUCACCGUCUUCUAAAAGUACAUUAUCUUGGAAUUUGUUUGGAAUAUUGCUAAAAAAUUAGAUGUGCUUGGGUUGGAAUCAGA
Arachis stenosperma is the source of this 1642-nucleotide messenger RNA. RefSeq names its product 26S proteasome regulatory subunit 6A homolog. The record is from RefSeq and is a predicted model, not a curated record. Gene Ontology annotation, biological process: proteasome-mediated ubiquitin-dependent protein catabolic process. The transcript has 10 exons. Gene Ontology annotation, molecular function: proteasome-activating activity; ATP binding; ATP hydrolysis activity. Gene Ontology annotation, cellular component: proteasome regulatory particle, base subcomplex. Bases 174 to 1445 code for a protein of 423 amino acids. Lineage: Eukaryota; Viridiplantae; Streptophyta; Magnoliopsida; Fabales; Fabaceae.